Molecule: messenger RNA, 659 nt
Organism: Drosophila takahashii
Lineage: Eukaryota; Metazoa; Arthropoda; Insecta; Diptera; Drosophilidae
Product: C-type lectin 37Da
Molecular function (GO): signaling receptor activity
Source: RefSeq, a predicted model, not a curated record
UUUGUAAAUAGGGUUUAAAGGGGCGAAGAUUAGACAGGUGCGCCACUGCAAAUAUAUCUUAAGAAAUAAAUAGGGCUUAUUCUCGUUAGAUUCCAUCAGUAUCUAGCGAAAUGCUGAAGAAAUUGGUUACAUUUUUCCUGGUUGUCGCCAGUUUUAAACUGGGCUUUUCCUACGACAAAUACACCACCGAAAUACAAAAUGGUGAGCCAAACAACUUGAUCAUUAACUCGAGUCCUUUUAUAAAAAUCGGAGAAGGUUACUAUUACUUUGGACAGGAUAAAGUGAAUUGGUAUAUCGCUUAUGAAAACUGCCGCAAGUUGGGAUCCGAACUGGUGACUUUCGAAACUAACCAAGAGUUCGACGGCGUCACUGCGUAUUUAGAAAGCAAGGAAGAACGCUCGGAGCACUGGACAUCUGGCAAUGACUUGGGAAAGACUGGCACCCACAACUGGUUUACCAAUGCUCAGCCUGUCACCAUAAAUCGUUGGGCCCCUAACCAACCAGAUAAGCUGGGUUAUAUAUACGGAUACUCAACCGAUAUCCAACUGAAUGAUCGUCCCUGCAAUAAUGAUCCAAACAGCUUGUUUAAAUAUGUUUGUGAGGCUCCAGAACAGGAAACUAUAUCUAUUGUUGUUUGGAAAUAGAGGUGAUUGUAAUCA